Molecule: messenger RNA, 1639 nt
Organism: Vombatus ursinus (common wombat)
Lineage: Eukaryota; Metazoa; Chordata; Mammalia; Diprotodontia; Vombatidae
Gene: POLR3H
Product: RNA polymerase III subunit H
Exons: 7
Coding region: 411-1025 (204 amino acids)
Biological process (GO): DNA-templated transcription; transcription initiation at RNA polymerase III promoter
Cellular component (GO): RNA polymerase III complex
Molecular function (GO): DNA binding; DNA-directed RNA polymerase activity
Source: RefSeq, a predicted model, not a curated record
CGACGCCCAGGAACCCUCUUGUCUGAGACCCGCUCGCGCGUGGGGCACCCCGGAAGCCCGAACCACCCACCUGUCCCGUGCCUCUGUUUCCCCCUCUGUAAAGAGGGAAGAUCGGACUCGACGGCCUCCGAAGCCCCUCCCAGCCCCAGACCUAGUGUCCUCACUAUGCCCCCCCCCCCCGUUAAACUUGUCCCGCGACCUUGGGCCAGCCCCUGUCUGCUUCUAGGGCUCAGUUUCCCCGUCUGUUAAAGGAGAAGGUUGGACUAGAUGUCCCCCUUUCCCCCACCCCCAUCCCUGAUUCUGUGAUCUGCUACUGAAUUGCUGUGUGGCCUCGGGCAGGUGACGGUCCUUCUCUGGGCCUCGGUUUCCCCAUCUGUUGAAGGAGGAGGGCCUGGCUCCGGGCUUCCAGGAUGUUUGUCCUGGUGGAGAUGGUGGACACGGUGCGGAUUCCGCCGUGGCAGUUUGAGAGGAAGCUCAACGAUUCCAUCGCCGAGGAGCUCAACAAGAAGCUGGCCAAUAAGGUCGUGUACAACGUUGGGCUUUGCAUCUGCCUGUAUGACAUCACCAAGUUAGAGGACGCCUACGUGUUCCCAGGGGAUGGUGCGUCCCAUACCAAAGUCCAUUUCCGCUAUGUGGUCUUCCACCCUUUCUUGGACGAGAUCCUCAUUGGCGUGAUCAAAGGCUGCAGCCCAGAUGGGGUUCAUGUCUCUCUAGGGUUCUUUGACGACAUCCUCAUUCCCCCAGAAUCCUUGCAGCAGCCGGCCAAGUUCGAUGAGGCCGAGCAGGUGUGGGUUUGGGAAUAUGAGACGGAAGAAGGAGCCCAUGACCUGUACAUGGACACCGGUGAGGAGAUCCGCUUCCGGGUGGUGGAUGAGAGCUUUGUUGACACGUCCCCGACAGGCCCCAGUUCUGCCGAGGCUUCGACCUCCAGUGAAGAGGCUCCCAAGAAAGAGGCCCCUUACACCCUCGUGGGAUCCAUCAGUGAACCAGGCUUGGGGCUUCUCUCUUGGUGGACUAGCAGUUAGUGCCAGUCAGAAGAUGCUCCCUGUGCCAGCAGCCUAGGCCAGGGAGACUGAGGCACAAGCCUGGGAGUGCUAGAGGGGCUGGGCUGCUGGCCUCAGCCUCCCUGGGAGCCCUCCGGCCUCCUCGGUCGGAGAGAGUCCUCCCUCUAUCCUCCAUCCCCAGCCCUGAGCCAAGGACCCAGAGCAGAGAGCCACUGCUGGUGGCUUCACACAGCAUCCUCUUUGCCCCCGUGUGGACUGGUUCCAUCUACAGGAAAGAAUGAAGGUCCUGGGUCUGACUGGGCUCUUACUUGCUGACUCUGUGACCUUGGGAACGUCCCUUCCUGUCUCAUGAGCCGCCUGCUCGGAAUCACCUGGUCCUGCCCCCAGUCAGUUGCCAGCAGUGAAGCCCAGUGACCUGUCCUGGCAGCUGCUGCCUUCUACCCCUGGGGAUGUUGUUGGGUGAGCUCUGAGGCAUUCUGACUGGUCAGUCACCAAGCCAGAGCUGGGCUCUAUUUACAAACGCACAGUGGCAGCGACGUCCGUCCCCGCCGGGAGCACCACGCAAGGUUUCGCACCGGCUUCCUGAGCUGCAGGAGCCGGGCCACACUUAAGGCGUGGGCAGACCCCCCCCCCCC